Molecule: messenger RNA, 1636 nt
Organism: Thermothelomyces thermophilus ATCC 42464
Lineage: Eukaryota; Fungi; Ascomycota; Sordariomycetes; Sordariales; Chaetomiaceae
Exons: 2
Coding region: 176-1300 (374 amino acids)
Biological process (GO): fatty acid metabolic process; lipid biosynthetic process
Cellular component (GO): endoplasmic reticulum; membrane
Molecular function (GO): fatty acid 2-hydroxylase activity; iron ion binding; heme binding
Source: RefSeq, a predicted model, not a curated record
AUCCGCCCAAUCCGCGACUCCCCCCAAAACGAAACACUACCAUCGUCGCUCCUUUUGCGAUUGCUCUUUACUCGACCAUCCGCGGCGUUUCUCCAAUUACGCCCGAGUGUUAGCGCACUCACCUUCGAUACUGCCGGUCUCUGGUCGACUUGUUCCGCAGCGGACUAUCGCAACCAUGCCUGGACGGACGCUCCCAACCUUCACGCUCGCCGAGGUCGAGUCGCACAACUCGACGAAAUCCUGCUUCGUCACGCUGGGGAAUAAUGUUUACGACGUGACCGACUUUAUCGAUUCGCACCCUGGCGGUGGCGACCUCAUACUCGAAUACGCCGGCAAGGACAUCAAAGCCAUUCUCGAGGAUGAAACGUCGCACGCGCAUUCCGAGGCGGCCUAUGAAGUACUCGAGGAGUCGCAUGUCGGCUUUCUUGCUUCCGCCGACGCCAAGGCAGAGCCAACGGGCACUGAGAAGACCAACGGGGCAGCCAACGGCUCGAACGGCAAAUUCGUCCACCCCAGGACGGGCAUGUCCUGCGAGGAGGACCUGACCAAGGAUACGGAUAUCGUCUCGGACUACAAGACCCACAAGUUCCUUGACCUGAGCCGGCCGCUGUUCCCGCAGGUCUGGUAUGGCGGUUUCUCAAAGGAGUUCUACCUCGACCAGGUCCACCGGCCGCGCCACUACAAGGGCGGCGCUUCGGCCCCUCUAUUCGGCAACUUCCUCGAGCCUCUUACCAAGACCGCGUGGUGGGUGGUCCCGCUGAUUUGGCUCCCGCUCGUCUCGUACGGCCUCUACCUCGCAAGCGAAGGGUUCAAGAACCCUCUGGAGGAAGUCCCCUACUUCGCCUUCGGCCUUUUCAUGUGGACACUGAUCGAGUACCUGAUGCAUCGGUUCUUGUUCCACCUUGAUUACUACCUCCCCGACAACCGGGUUGGCAUCACGCUUCACUUCACCCUCCACGGGAUCCACCACUACCUCCCCAUGGACAAGUACCGCUUGGUCAUGCCGCCAGCUCUGUUCAUGAUACUAGCGGCCCCUUUCUGGAGGCUGGCGCAUACCAUCUUCUUCUGGAACUGGCACAUUGCCACGACCGUCUACUGCGGCGGCGUCUUUGGUUACGUCUGCUAUGACCUGACGCACUACUUCCUCCACCACCAGAACCUCCCCUGGUGGUGGAAACAGCUCAAGAAGUACCACCUCGAGCACCACUUCCUCGACUACGAGAACGGCUUCGGUGUCACCAGCCCCUUCUGGGACAAGGUAUUUGGCACAGAGCUGAAGUCAAAGCCCAAGAUGAUUUAGCUGGAUGAAGCACGAGUUAACGACCGGGUUGGGGUACAUAUAUCUUGUAAUGAGAGGCUGGCACACACGUGAAGUACGUGUGCACAAGCCACAACAUGUUCCGGCAAUUCUCACUCGCUAUAUCACGAUCGAAAAACAAGGAAGGAAAGCAAAGAGACAUGCCGUCCCGUUUUGUGGGCCACCGGGCGUCUGCUGCCUUGUUGGGUGCAAGAAAAAAGGGUCCAAGAGUACACCAGGGGCGCGGAUCUCCUCUUACUAAUAAGGCCGGUUGUUGAUGGCAUGUUCUUAGGGAGAAAUAAUUACCUAAUGCUAAUCUUGUGAUUCUUUUUUUGUUAU